Messenger RNA from Lachancea nothofagi CBS 11611, 1419 nucleotides. Lineage: Eukaryota; Fungi; Ascomycota; Saccharomycetes; Saccharomycetales; Saccharomycetaceae. The record is from the annotation of a GenBank genome assembly.
AUGGGGAGACUUGCGAAAUUUUUAGCCAUCGCUAUCGUUCUUAAUGAAUUGACUUCAGGCUAUAAGUUGAUGCACGACUCGAAUAUGUCGUCUGAAUACUCCAUAAACUAUGUGAGUCAAAAUGUAUUUCAAAACACAAUAUUGAACAAUGCCUCACUCAUGGCUGAUGGCGAGAUACUCAAUUUCGGAGACGAGACGUCCUGCUUCAAGCCCAAUGUUAGGUCCGAGACUGUCGACUCGGAUUUUUGGGAAUUGAAACUUCAGGAGAAAAGAGUAUUAAAUAAGAGUUCGGAAGUAAUCACGAAAAAGCUUUCGGGCAAGUGUUUAAUCUAUCCUAACGGAUUCUGGAACUACAGUUUUUGCUAUGGCAAGAGCGUCGCCCAAUUCACUAUGCCCUCAGAUAUGCAAGGUCUGCAUUACUUGCUCGGCAAAUUCGAUAUUCCAGAUCAUGACGAUCUUCGACUUGUCCACGAUCUUGGAGGCUAUUACGUGGCCGAUACAGGAAGUUAUGGAGAUGUCUGUGUUGAGACGGACGCUAUGCGUGAAGUAGAAAUACAAUACGUUUGCAAACCAGGUGUUAAUGAAGCCCGCAUUCUAGCCGUACGAGAAGUCAAACUGUGUCGAUAUGCAAUAACUGUUGCAAUCCCAGAGCUUUGCUACUUAGACCUGUUUUCCACUGAAGGGAAAAACAAAUCGGUGCAUUCGAUAGUUUGUACAAGAGACGUUCGCUCAACUGACUUCGAUUCCGUGUAUAUGAUCAAUUAUCAGCCAUUCUUUCUGGGGCAUGGUUUUUACUAUUUACAAAAUCAUUCAGAUCGUAAUGACUCUGACAGCGAUAUCUCAAGUGCAUCCAUGUUGCUGUACACAAGUGAUUUAGUCUUCUCUGAAGAAAAUGCAGAUUUGCACAAAUCCGAGCAGCUCUUUCUGGAGAGGGCGGUAGCCGCCUUCCAAGAGUUAACAUCUCAACGAUUACUAUUCGCACCUGAUGGUCAAAUAUUCAGUACUGGCGACACAGUAUCGUGGGUGACCGAAGUAGUCAAUAGUGGGGGAGAAAAGUUGUGUGUGCUUCGUGUGACAAUUGACGAGGCCUCAACGGCCAACCUUUCCUUUGAUCAAAUACUGCCUGGAAGCAUUCCGAUUCGUGAAAACAUUGUUCAUUACACGCGUGCGAUUCCUCAAGAGGUAGAGCUGUUCAGUGAGUUAUCAACUGAACCGGACCUAGUCGACGAGAGCCCAAAGAGAGACCGAACCUUCGAGGUAUCAAGUGGAAUAAUAGUGUCAGAGAGAAGAACGGAACACACCUAUGAUAAACUGAAACAAGAAAGUACCGAGCAGGAAAAUAAAAAUAAUCUUAGUCCUGGUUUCGACGCUCAAGAAGAGGUAGAGGAGGGAACCGAAGUCGAACAUGACGAACUUUAG